UCGGUUUGGUCGCGCGACUCAAUUGUCAAGUGCAGAAGUUCUUGAAGCUGGGCUUGGUGUAGUUCGUUGUGUUUCAUAAGCUCGUUCCGAUGACAGUUUUUAAUGCAUCCAAUUUGCCAUUCAAACCCUUUAUUAUAAAACCUACAAGCGAAUAGAUCACCAACAACCCACAACAUUUCAUUAAAUUUUCAGAAUGAAUGGUACUUCAGGCUUGAGGCAUCGGACAGCAGUCCCCAUUUCAAAAAGUAACACCAAGGACUGCUUAUCACCUCCCCCAGUGAACCCAUUUGUGCAUAACGUCGACUUGGGGCCAUACGACAAGAUCAAAGUUUACAUUUUGACUGUGGUAUUGCUCCCUCUCAGGCUUGUUGCCGUUUUUGCCUGCCUUUUCAUUGCAUACUUGCUGGCGUGUAUUGGCACCAUAGGUUUAUCCCAAGAAGACUUGAUUGACAAGCCUAUGAAAGGAUGGAGAAGGCAGCUUCGCACGGUGAUCUGCUGGUGGAUGUGCAAGAUGUUCUUCAAUAUGGGGUUCUACCGAGUAACAGUCAAGGGCAUAAGGGCCACCGAGAGGGAAGCGCCAAUCUUAGCGUUGGCACCGCACUCGAGUUUUUCGGAUGCGUUCCCUGUUGUCCUGCUCACGGCGCCCAGCCUCGUUGUCAAGCAAGAAGUCCAGCACAUCCCAUUCUUUGCCAAACUUAUCAACUAUACGCAACCAGUUUACGUUUGGAGGGAAGAUCCCAAUUCUCGACAAAAUACCAUCAAAGAGAUCAAAAGGCGCACCACCUCGCCUGAUGGUUGGCAGCAGAUCCUCAUAUUCCCAGAGGGAACAUGCUCCAACCGAACAGGAUUGAUCACUUUCAAACCGGGGGCCUUUUACCCUGGUGUGCCCGUCCAACCUGUCUGCAUCAGAUAUCCUAAUCGACUGGAUACCGUUUCAUGGACUUGGCAGGGACCCGGCGCUUUGGAGCUCCUCUGGUUGACUAUGACUCAAUUUUACACUUAUUGCGAGCUGGAAUUCCUACCCGUGUAUGUUCCUACAGAGGAAGAGAAGUGCAAUCCGAAACUGUUUGCAAGCAACGUCAGAGACGUCAUGGCCAAAGCACUGCAAGUACCAGUAACAGAUUACUCAUAUGAAGACUGUAGACUUAUGAGUAAAGCCAAAAAAUUUGGCCUACCUCCUUCAAUUGGAUUAAUCGAAGUCCAGAACGUCCGUGAAGAAUUUGGUUUGGACGCACGGGUGCUGGAAACUGACUUCUUAGAAAAAUUUGCUAAAUUUGCAGACCACUCAACUGGUUUGGCCGAUGCCAAACAAUUUGCUAAAUAUUUGCACCUCCCAGUGGAUCACCCUAAAGCAAUGGAACUCUUUGACAUUAACGAUUCGGAUCGAUCCGGGACGCUGAGUUUCAAAAAGUAUGUUCGAGGUCGCUGCACGUUGAGUGGUUCUACCAAGAACUCUAUUGGAACCAAUGGCAGUUGGGAUGUUGUCAAACGACGCCUUAAACUAUCACCAGAGAAUUUGGAAACUAUUGACUCUUUUGUUGUAAAUUUAAAAUCGGAUGCGAAUGAAAACGACGUAUUGGAUCACCUCUACGCCGCAGUACCAGAAUGGAGUUGGAUUGUUUCAGAAUUGUGCAACUCAUCGUCGCCAUAAUUAAAGGUCCAUCUCAAUAAUUUAUCAGCGAACGUUAACCAACUAUCCUUUUCUUCCCAUACGUCAUCCACUAAAAAAAUUAUGUAUUAAGAAUUCCUGUUACACAUACCCCUUCCGAAGGAGGUAAAUUUAAGACAUGUCUCUUCUCAUUGCCGAGAGCAAAUCUACGUCAGCAAGAUGUUGAAACGAUUGCUGUGUACUAGUCGUACGAAAUCUUGGGUGUCGUGCUUUUUGGCUGUCUCUAAGUGUACUUAGCUGAUCGUUUUCAGUAUACAGCGCGCGUUUCUUCAUCGAUAAGUAUUUCAAACAGAUUGCAAUCCACAAACUUGCAUUCUGUGUUGGGCUUCAGUUGCCGUCCCUUUAAAGGCAGUUUUUCAAAAUAUAACGAUCUUAUUCAUUAGGAUAUUUGUUGCACCUUUGCUUGCUACCCUCCUGAAAAUUUAAAAUGGCUGAUUUGUGUCGUUAAGUGCGAUUUCUGCGGAACAUUAAGUGGCAAGCUUUUAAUUCGUAAAAAGUUUUGGUCAGAAAAACCAAUUCCUCGAG
Daphnia carinata is the source of this 2194-nucleotide messenger RNA. RefSeq names its product lysophosphatidylcholine acyltransferase-like (gene LPCAT). Lineage: Eukaryota; Metazoa; Arthropoda; Branchiopoda; Diplostraca; Daphniidae. The transcript is spliced from 9 exons. The record is from RefSeq and is a predicted model, not a curated record. Bases 194 to 1651 code for a protein of 485 amino acids.